This is a messenger RNA of Racocetra persica, 467 nucleotides long. The record is from the annotation of a GenBank genome assembly. Lineage: Eukaryota; Fungi; Glomeromycota; Glomeromycetes; Diversisporales; Gigasporaceae.
UCUUGGGAAUCGAAUUUUUAAGUGUUCCAUUUACUGAGACAUAUGUUGUAUGGAAUGACAAUAAAUGUGUGCCACCAGAUUCAUUAAUCCAAUCAUGGAAAACCGCUGUAAAUAAUCCGAGAAUGGCUGAUGUAAUAUUCAACGUUCAAGGAGAAGCUCUUUGUGCAAAUAAAGACAUUAUAUGCGGACGUAGUGAAUAUUUCAGAACCAUGUUUGCAAGUGGAUGCGUUGAAUCUCGCAUGAUAUCCUUAGCAGAAUGUGGCCGAUUAAAGAAACGACAUCGUGAUUCUUCAGGAAAUUGUUGUAAAUCAGUAGAGCAGAUCAUUGAUGAAACAAAUACAGGCAAUUCUUAUGAUGUGAAAAAUGUUGAGAUCAAAGAAAAAAAAGAUGCAAGAAUGCCUAAAAAACAACGACCACAUUCAGAAAUCGGAUCAUCUAAUUUUAAUAAUUCUUCAAUUGAUCACGAA